AUGGGCAGAAGAAAAAUCGAGAUCCAGCCAAUCAAUGACGAGCGGAACAGAACUGUAACGUUCGUGAAGCGAAAAGCCGGGCUGUUCAAAAAGGCCCACGAGCUCUCGAUUCUUUGCAAAGUCGACAUCGCCGUGAUCAUCAUCGGCCACAACCACAAAGUCUACGAGUACUCGUCCAACAACCCGCAGGCGGUGAUAGAGAAGUACCAGCGGUCUGGACAGACUCAGGAGUCGAAAAGACCGCAAGAUUACGGCAAUUACAAGUUAGUUUCGAGAGUCUCGACUAAGAAGGGAGCCAGAACCGACAACAGACACGUGAAGCAGGAAUCCGUGGACGAGGAUGGGUCUGACGACCAAAACCACUCCGAGUUGGACGGAGACGAGGACGACGACGCUGACUACGAGGAAACUCCAAGUAAGAAACGCAAGCUCUCCAGAUCAGUGUCGUCUGAGGAUCGUCCACGAAGACCAACAUUUGUGCCGCCCAAGGAGGCCUCCGCGAUGCCGUUGAACGCCAAGCUGUCCAAGCGGCCGCUCCUGAGUUUGCAGAUUCCUAGCAACGACAGAGCGAACUCAGACAGCGACAUCACGGUGACAGCUCUGGAAUCGGGCCAGCUGAACGAGAACAAGGAGGGCGGAGACUCUGGCGCUGCGCCUGCGCGGACCUCGCAGAACGGGAAAAAAGUGAGCAUUGCUGCAACCCCCACAUCCAACACGUUCUUGCCGGGGCUCAACAUCAUGACUCAACAGAACACUCAAAACCCGCUCGAUCAGUCCAACUCCUCCAACAAAUCGACUCCUGUGUCGGCGACGCUGCCCCACGGGCUCUUUUCCUCGCUCCCGCAAAUGUCGCCGACACAGAUCCUCCCAACUCCGGUUUUUCCUCUGGGCCCGCAACAACAGCAAUUAAUGCAGCAGCAGAAUUUUGCACCUUACAGCGCCAAAUUCCCGCCAAAGUCAUCCACGGGGCCGCCUCCCUUCUUCAACUACACAGGAGACACACCCUUGCUCCCUUCGGGACUCUCUUCGCGGUAUCUUGACAUGUUCCCCUCGCCCAAUGUAUAUUAUAGCCAGGAGUGGCCUAUGCCGAUGGGGACAGGAAAUCCGCCCGUGCAAAACCCAGGAGGCCCGCCAGGCCCCGGGGCCAACGGCCAGCCCAAUCAUCAUGUGCCGCAGCAGCUAAAUCAACAACAGGGAUGCGCCAAUAACGGCGACUCUGGACAGAAAGGCGGCUCUGCUUCGUCGUCUGGCACCGCGUACGGUGGCCCGACAAGCAGCAGCGGCACACAGGGGCAGGAGGGGAAUUUCUCGACGCUGACGAGCCCGCUACAAGUAAUCGGCUCGGCGAUCUACAACCAGGCUGCCCAGGCUGCUGAGCGACGAGAGGAGGAGAAAUAA
This is a messenger RNA of Ogataea haglerorum, 1398 nucleotides long. RefSeq lists its product as uncharacterized. Bases 1 to 1398 code for a protein of 465 amino acids. The record is from RefSeq and is a predicted model, not a curated record. Gene Ontology annotation, biological process: positive regulation of transcription by RNA polymerase II. The transcript has a single exon. Gene Ontology annotation, molecular function: RNA polymerase II cis-regulatory region sequence-specific DNA binding; protein dimerization activity; DNA-binding transcription factor activity, RNA polymerase II-specific. Lineage: Eukaryota; Fungi; Ascomycota; Pichiomycetes; Pichiales; Pichiaceae.